AUGAACUCCAUAACCGAGCGAGAGUUCCUCCACUCUCCCGGUGAGGAAAAAAAUUAUGCGAAAUCGGUUACGAAAAGGGCGCGCUUUGGAAUUCGCUACUGCGAGCGAAGGUCCCGCACAGAAUAUUCACCGUUGACUGAGUAUUCGAUUUCUGCCAACGGCAACGACUUUUAUUUUGAAAGUUUGCAAGUUGAUGUGUUGUUGAACUGUAUUUAUCUUUUUUGGAUUGUUGUAAGCUUUUAG
Molecule: messenger RNA, 243 nt
Organism: Haemonchus placei
Lineage: Eukaryota; Metazoa; Nematoda; Chromadorea; Rhabditida; Trichostrongylidae
Source: the annotation of a GenBank genome assembly